This is a messenger RNA of Setaria italica (foxtail millet), 2425 nucleotides long. Its product is annotated as probable inactive receptor kinase At3g02880. The transcript has 3 exons. Lineage: Eukaryota; Viridiplantae; Streptophyta; Magnoliopsida; Poales; Poaceae. The coding region runs from base 241 to 2202 and encodes 653 amino acids. The record is from RefSeq and is a predicted model, not a curated record. Gene Ontology annotation, molecular function: ATP binding; protein kinase activity. Gene Ontology annotation, biological process: protein phosphorylation.
UCCCGCUACCAGCACGCACCACAGCCGCCUACCACCACCCCACCCGGCCUCCCUCCAUCCGUCUCCACGUAUCUUAUCAUGGUUCUUCCCCCCCGCCCGCUGCUGCCUCCCUUGCCUUGCACAUCUCGGCAAGCAUCCUCCUCCUGCAAGGAUCGAUUUGUUUAUCGCCCUCGUCGGGUGAAGAGGAAGGAAGCUCUCUCCAUGCAUGUUGCUUGACGCGAGCUUAUCGAGGACGACGCCAUGAACGACGGGAGCAGGUGUGACCGGCGGCGGCGGCCGUGGCAUUGGCUCGUCGUCUCGUGGGUUCUCGUGGCGACUGUGGUGGUGGGGGAGGGAGGCGCGGAGGUGACGGAGCUGGACUUCGAGGAGCGCCGGGACGAGCGGCGAGACCUGCUGGUGCUGCGCGACACGCUGCGGUCGGCGCUGGACCUUCACUCCAACUGGACGGGCCCCCCUUGCCACGGCGGGCGCAGCCGGUGGCGCGGCGUGUCGUGCGACGGCGACGGGCGCGUGGUGGGCGUGGCGCUCGACGACGCGCAGCUCACGGGCUCGCUCCCGCGCAGCGCGCUCCGCGGCGUGUCGAGGCUCGAGGCGCUGUCGCUGCGCGGGAACGCGCUCCACGGCGCGCUGCCGGGGCUCGAGGACCUGCCGCGCCUCCGCGCCGUCGACCUGUCCAGCAACCGCUUCUCGGGCCCCAUCCCGCGCGGGUACGCCACGUCGCUCCGGGACCUGGCGCGCCUCGAGCUCCAGGACAACCUGCUCAACGGCACCCUCCCGGCGUUCCGGCAGCGGGGGCUCGUCGUCUUCAACGUGUCCUACAACUUCCUCCAGGGCGAAGUCCCGGACACCCGCGCGCUGCGCCGGUUCCCCGCGAGCGCAUUCGACCACAACCUCAAGCUCUGCGGCGAGGCCGUGAACGCCGAGUGCCGGGAGGAGGCGCCGCCUUCGUCCGGUGGUUCGGCCGCCGCCGAUGGAGGCGGCAGUGACGAUCCGGUCAUCAGGCCGGCAGGCGGCAAGGAUCGGGAAGCACGGAAGCCCGUGCGAUUCAGGCUGGCGACGUGGAGCGUCGUGGCGAUGUGCCUCAUCGCCGCGUUAGUGCCGUUCGCGGCCAUCCUCAUCUUCCUGCACCACAAGAAGAAGGGCCGGGAGGUCCGUCUCGGCGGUCGUGCCGAUGCCGCAGUGACAGGAGCUGGGGACAUCAACGACAAAACCAAGCAGGGCAGAGGGAGCGGCAGCCGGAGCACGGACUCGGCCGGUGGCAAGGGAGCCGAGCUGCAGUUCUUCCUCGACGACAGGGCGAGGUUCGAGCUCAACGAGCUGUUCCGGUCCACGGCGGAGAUGCUCGGCAAGGGCCGGCUCGGGAUCACGUACCGGGUGACCCUCGAGGCCGGCCCCGUCGUCGUCGUGAAGCGGCUGCGGAACAUGGCGCACGUGCCUCGCCGAGACUUCACGCACACCAUGCAGCUCCUGGGAAAGCUCCGGCACGAGAACGUCGCCGAUCUCCUCGCCUGCUUCUACUCCAAGGAGGAGAAGCUCGUCGUGUACGAGCACGUCCCCGGCUGCAGCCUCUUCCAGCUCCUCCAUGGGAACAGGGGCGAGGGGAGGACGCCGCUGCCGUGGCCGGCGAGGCUAUCGAUAGCGCAGGGCACGGCGCGCGGGCUGGCGUACCUGCACCAGUCGCUGCCGUACUUCCACCGGCCGCCGCACGGCAACCUCAAGUCCUCCAACGUGCUCGUCUUCUUCUCGGCCGCCGCCAAGAGCAAGCAGCAGCAGCAGAAGCAGGCGGUGCCGAAGCUGACGGACCACGGCUUCCACCCGCUGCUCCCGCACCACGCGCACCGGCUGGCGGCGGCCAAGUGCCCGGAGUUCGCGCGCGGCGGCGGCCGGCGGCUGUCGUCCCGCGCCGACGUAUACUGCCUCGGGCUGGUGCUGCUGGAGCUGGUGACCGGGAAGGUGCCCGUGGAGGAGGACGGCGACCUCGCGGAGUGGGCGCGGCUGGCGCUCAGCCACGAGUGGUCCACGGACAUCCUCGACGUCGAGAUCGUGGCCGACCGGGGCCACCACGGGGACAUGCUGCGGCUCACGGAGAUCGCGCUGCUCUGCGCCGCCGUCGACCCCGACAGGCGGCCCAAGGUGCAGGACGUCGUCCGGAUGAUCGACGAGAUCGCCGCCAGCGACGGGCCGGAGCUAGCCGGACGCUGAGCUCCGCGACGGUGCAGCGUGUGGACUGAUCGACGUGAUCUUCUUGGCUUGGAACUUGUACGAUUUGUGUCUCGUAAUCGGUUUCGCCUUAAUUUCUUGUUCCUUUUCAAUUGUAACAUCGUAAUCGAGCAGGAAGUAGCACGCCAAUGCUCCCUGAUCGAUUGCUUUGGUGCAUCAGAGUUCAGAGAUUCAGAGAGAAGGAUGUCAAGCUCAUUUGUUAUUA